AUGUCUGGAAGUCCAUCUAACGAAACCUCCGCUUCCCAGCCCCAUCGACAGCCAUCUGCAGGGCCCGCAAUCCCCCUUAGGCGGUACACAUUGAUGGACGCUCAUGGCUAUUUACAUCGACCACCCCCAGAGUCCGCCCAGGAAUCCUCCAUUGGGUCCCCAUCCGCCAAUCCCGCCAGUCCUAGUAAAGAGGUUAGAGAACCAAGGGAUGUCGAUAAAGACCGUGUACUGACAGCUUGGAACGUCCGAUGGCCUUUGAUAUCGGGCGACGUCGAGCAAGUUGGCCUCCACCGAAGAAACGCAAUUCGUCGGCGCAGAACGACCAACGUAGCUGGGGACAUCCAAAAUCAGUCCACGCAUGAGGGCUCCGGGGAUUUCAUGGGUGGCCUUUCACCUCCGCCCCGCAGCCACACAAUGCCGAAUCCCAUGCACCCGGAGCAGACCAUUGACGCUCUAGCUAUAAUGACCCCAGUAGCGCCAGCUCAACGCGGUACGUUCCCCCCUAAGCCACAAGACGCCGAAAUCGACAUCUCACUGGAAAGUCCGUUAGAGAUGCUCAGGUCCGACCCGCUAGGCUUUUUACUCCAACGAGGAGUGCUAGAGAGGCGAGAUUCGGAGGACUCGGGAGAUGAAGUCUCCUUUUUCGUUCGAUAUUCUCCAUCUACGAGAACCCCAUAA
Hypoxylon trugodes is the source of this 678-nucleotide messenger RNA. RefSeq lists its product as uncharacterized. The coding region runs from base 1 to 678 and encodes 225 amino acids. The record is from RefSeq and is a predicted model, not a curated record. NCBI's taxonomy places the organism in Eukaryota, Fungi, Ascomycota, Sordariomycetes, Xylariales, Hypoxylaceae. The transcript has a single exon.